ACUAAAAUAACUGAUACGACGUCUGUUGUUCUCUAUGCAGCAGCGAAAUCUGGCGCUUCGUUUUUCUCAUUAUGAGCAACAACUCAGAUAAUCCCUUGCGUGGAAGAGAGGCGCGUGGAUGAUGAUCAGUAAACCGGUGGGGUGUGCAUCAGGGUGGCACUAGUUCUAAGCUACAGUCACAAACUCACGAGGAUAUUUUUGUAUUGAGUGAUAGGAAAAAUGACGAAGAUGCUCACACACCAAAUGCGAAGAUUUAGAAGAUGAGGGUACCAAGCGAUGCGGUCCUUUGCUGUCGCAUCCCGUUUUGACAUGAUGAGGUGUGCCCACGGGGGGAGUCAUCAUCAUGAAAGAGAAAAGAAUACCGUCUCUCGCUAGCUAAUCGAACCACGGGAGUGCCAGAAUGAGCAGCGCUUGUAAACCAGAAACGACAGAUCAGAAGAGGAGAUUGCAACAUUUCCAGUCUGAAUUGGCCAUUUUAGGAUCUUUACAGGGCUUCAGAUACUUCCAGCCUUGGCUGAGAGGGAAAGAGGAGUUGCUGCUUACAAUAGUCAACGAGGACCAGGACUGUCAGUCUCCUGGCUUCCCGGUCUCCGCUGCCUCCUCCUCCUCAUCCUCCAUGGGUGACAGCUCCAGCAGCUACAGCUUUGGCAGCGACUACGACAGCUCCCCUCUGCCCGGGGAGAAGCCCACUCUCAGGGGCGACGCAGCAGCCAGGACCAGGCAGCAGCAGCAGCAGCAGCAGCAGCACAGGGAUGUGGAGAAGAAACUACAUCAGCAACAACAACAGGAGCAGCAGGAGAAGACAAGGAGCAGCGAAUCCCAUCUCCUUCCUGCCUCGCCCAGUGAGAGAGAGAUUGCUGUGCCUGAAAUGAACUGUACUCUGUUUCUGUUGGCGGGCUACGCCAAAUACGGGCGUCCAUAUGCCUGGAUACGGUCCAAUCACGAACGCCUGGUCAACAUCGGAGGAACCGACUCCAUGGUCAAAGACACGCCCAUGAAGCUGAAGUCUGUCUCCGACUGGUGCUCACAAGAUGUGCACGUGUGGGACAUGGUGAGCGAGGUGGUGGGGCUGUGCACCAUGCCCCCCCCUGACAACCCCUUCUCGUUGGACACGCGCUACCUCCAGACGCUGCCUCUCCCCGACCGCUUCCUGGUCACCGGGGCCCUGCUGGGCUUUCUGGAAGCCCUGGCGGUGCAGGGGAACCAGGCCGAGGUGUACUACGAUAAGGUGGUGGUGGAGAUGAAGUGGCUGAGGCGUCUCCACGUCCACAGCCUGUGUGACGUGCUGCAGCUUCAGGGAAAUGUGAAGCGAAGCCCCCCCGCACCCGAGGACUCCUCUUGGGAGGAAACGCCGCAGUGACACUCUGAGACUCGUCUUGCCAUCAUUGUCAUCGUUUGUUUAUUUUUACAGUGAUCCCCACCACUCUCUCUUACGGUAAAUGUGUAAUCGUUUACUAAGUAGCCUGGCGGGGACUUACCGAAGAGGUCAAAGUGCUGUAUGUGUUCAAAUUCUUCAGAAAACAUGAAACAAUCUUGUGUAAAAGGUGCUAAUUAUGAUGAUCUUUCUGUAAUCGCCUGUCUUGAUUAUUUUGUGCGUGCAAUAAAGCUCUCGCUCUGGAGAGGUGUGUAAAAUAA
Messenger RNA from Engraulis encrasicolus (European anchovy), 1635 nucleotides. RefSeq lists its product as uncharacterized. Lineage: Eukaryota; Metazoa; Chordata; Actinopteri; Clupeiformes; Engraulidae. The coding region runs from base 401 to 1360 and encodes 319 amino acids. The transcript has 8 exons. The record is from RefSeq and is a predicted model, not a curated record.